This is a messenger RNA of Giardia duodenalis, 3711 nucleotides long. Its product is annotated as DNA-directed RNA polymerase subunit B'. Lineage: Eukaryota; Fornicata; Diplomonadida; Hexamitidae. Bases 1 to 3711 code for a protein of 1236 amino acids. Gene Ontology annotation, cellular component: RNA polymerase III complex. Gene Ontology annotation, biological process: DNA-templated transcription. Gene Ontology annotation, molecular function: DNA binding; DNA-directed RNA polymerase activity; ribonucleoside binding. The record is from RefSeq and is a predicted model, not a curated record. The transcript has a single exon.
AUGCCCCUGGGAAUCCCCUCGCCGGAUUCUCCCGUUCACUCAGUCGCUAUGGACCGGUGGCGGUUAAUACACUCCUAUCUGAUGACAGAAAGCAUCACCAAGCAUCACUUGGAUAGCUUUAAUCAUCUGCUGGACGUCACCAUACCAGCCAUAAUCAAGGAAAAUUCUCUUCUUGUAGUAGCCAAGCAUCCGCAGUUUCAUUUGCGGAUAGAGAAGGUGGAUGUGAAGCAGGUUUCUCAGGGCUCUUCCAAGCUGUCAAGUUCUUCCGCGGGCAGUGGCGUUGGGUUGACCCCACACGAGUGUCGUCAACGCAAUAUGACAUACGCUGCCCCUAUAACAAUUGAUGUCAGAUGUAAAGCUUCUAACAAGAGCUCUGUGCAGUACUACAAGGAGAUUUGCAUCGGCUACAUACCAAUCAUGCUAAGAAGCAAUCGGUGUAUUUUGACUAACAAGUCACGCAAGCAGCAGGCAUUUCUCCAGGAGUGUCCCGAUGACCCCGGGGGUUACUUCAUUGUGCGCGGUGCAGAGAAGUCCAUUCUUCUGGCAGAGCAAAUGACGAUGAAUAGGAUUGUUCUAGGACGAAACGCAGAUGGAAACGUAGAGGUCACUGUGGCGUCGAACACCACCGAGCGCAAGUCUCGCUGUGCAGUGCUCUACAAGAACAAGAAGUUUUACUUGAUUCAUAACAAGUUCAACAAGAAGCCCAUCCCCAUUGUUACAGUCUUUAAGGCCAUGGGGUUUGUUAAUGAUGUGACAGUUCUAUCUCUGAUUGGCACGGACCAGCUCUUCCUUGACUACAUGUCUUUGAGCGUUCAGGAGUGUAGUAACGAUAAGAUAUACACUCAAGAACAGGCACUUAAGUACCUUGCAGAUCGCAUAGUUGUUCGAACUUAUACAAAUGCCAAUGCUAACUUCUCGGCAUCGCCAGUCGCCACGGCAGCAAAGGCCUCCGUUGAAUCAGCUCGCGACUGUCUUGCCCACUUUGUCCUCUCACACAUACCAGUAGUCGAACGGUUAAAUUUACAACAGGCAGCACAGCACGUACUACCACAGGCAUCUGCACCUGCAGGUUCUAGUGUAAGUGCAGGCGCAGACGUAGGUACCGCUACCAUUGGUGGUGGUAGAAGUGGAAGUGCCAAUGCUACAGCAAAAUCAGUAUCGGGCGGUGGGGCAUCAACGGGAGCCUCAACCAUUGGGUCUGCUGCGUCGUUGACCAACACGGCGCGGUUCAACUGGCUUCCUAAAGCUGUCUAUCUUGCUACAAUGAUUCGCAGAGCCAUUUUAUUUGAUUUUGGCGUGAUAAAGGGAGACAGCAAAGACUUUGUAGGAAAUAAGAAGAUUGAGACUGCUGGAGACCUCUUAGAGCUCAUUUUCGAUGAUGCAUUCAAGACCCUUUUGGCUCAUAUGGUCAGAAAGGUGGAUAGCGUUCUACGAUCAGAUAGAAAUCGUGGCACAGACCUUACAAACUAUGACAUAGUCUCGCUGGUUGACCCUAGCAUCAUCACCAGGGCCUUCAACUCCGCAAUAUCUACGGGCAAUUGGAAGAUAGAAAAGAUAGGGGUAGACAGAGUGGGCGUGUCCCAAAUUCUUUCGAGGUUAUCGUAUAUCUCUGCCCUGGGCCAGGUUACCAGACUGUCGUCCACAUUUGAUAAGGCGAUGAAGAGCUCUGGACCUCGUAUGCUCAACUUUAGCCAAAUGGGAAUCUUUUGUCCGUCUGAUACUCCGGAGGGAGAAUCCGUCGGGAUUGUUAAAAACCUUUCAAUAAUGGCCCGGAUAUCCAAGGACGAGAGUACCGACUCAAUCUCGAAGCUCCUGAUGAGCAUAGGGGUUGAGGAUUUGGCAUCAUGUUGGUCUGGAGACACCUUUUCUCUGGGGUACGGUUAUAUGGUAUUUCUAAACGGCACAAUAAAGGGAGUUAUUGCUAAGGAUAUGCUUAAGGGGUUUAUUAUUACCUUGCGCACAUUCAGACGCAGAGGUUAUAUCAGCUACUUAACGAGCUUUCACUUCAACGAUGAGCAUCAAGCCGUGUACAUCAACUGCGAUUCAGGACGUGCGUGUAGGCCCUUGCUCAUUGUGGAGAACGGGAAGCUAAUGCUCACGCGUAGCGACAUAGAGCUGUUAGUGGACAACCAAAAGUGCUUUGUGGACUUGAUAUAUGAGGGGAAAGUGGAGUACCUCGACGUUAACGAGGCCAAAAAUGCCUAUAUUGCAAUGGACACUAAAGAUCUGACGCCACAGCAUACUCAUUGUGAAAUCGAAUCCUAUACCCUUCUAGGCUACGUCGUUGGCCUUAUCCCCUAUCCACAUCACAACCAGUCUCCAAGAAACUGCUACCAGUGCAGUAUGGGGAAGCAGGCGUCUGGGGCCAUUGCGUUCAACCAACUUGAGCGUUUCGAAACAGCAAUGUUUCUUCUAGACUACCCGCAACAACCUCUCACAAGCACCAAGAUUCUGAAACUCACGGGGUAUGAGAGGCUCCCAGCCGGCCAAAACGCUACUGUCUGUGUUAUGAGCUACUCGUCUUUUGACAUAGAAGACGCUCUAAUACUAAAUCGAAACGCCAUUGACCGGGGCUUUGGACGCUGCAGCAUCUAUCGCUCAGUCUCCACUGAGCUCAAUUCCAUUGGCUCCAAGUCCGUCGAUGGGAUAAAAGAUAUCCUCUUAGGGCCACCGAAGGACCAUCUAAAGCAAUAUGAGGGCUAUCAUGCCAUAGAGGAUGAUGGUCUGUGUGCUGUUGGAGCCCAUCUGAAGACAGGAGACAUAGUCAUAAACAAGGGGAGACACAUCACCAAUAUUCCAGGGUUGUCGGAUGGAACAGAAGCCACAGCAUCGUUGAUCAAGGCGCCCGAGUCCCUUAAGUCUCCUCUAGAAACUAUAACGUAUGUAGACAAGGUAUUGGUGACUACAAACGGGGACGGGAACAUGUUGAUAAAGGUGCUGACGCGAGAGCCCCGAAGACCAGAGGUAGGGGAUAAGUUCAGCAGUCGACACGGACAGAAGGGUGUCUGUGGGCUUAUCGUACCACAGUCCGACUUGCCGUUCACCUCCCAAGGGAUUGUGCCGGACUUAAUUAUGAACCCGCACGGGUAUCCCUCUCGCAUGACCGUUGCAAAGCUACUUGAGCUGCUCAGUAACAAGUCGGGUUGCUUUAGAGGCGAACAGACUGAUGGGACAUGCUUCCGCACAAAGACCGACGAGACCUUUCUUGCUGAGCUUUAUGACAGUCUUCGUGUAGCCGGGUUUAGCUACAGCGGAAAGGACGUCCUCUACUCAGGACUUACCGGAGACGUGAUACCUGUCUACAUCUUUAAUGGCCCCAUAUACUAUCAGAAGCUGAAGCACAUGGUAAAAGAUAAAAUACACUCUCGGGGUACAGGACCCAUAACAAUGCUUACUCGACAGCCGACCGAAGGAAGGCGUGUACACGGAGGCCUGCGAAUGGGGGAGAUGGAGCGGGACUGUGCUAUUUCCUAUGGGGCAUCCGCCCUGCUACUAGAGCGGUUCAUGUUGUCAUCUGAUGACUUUCUUGCCUACGUAUGCGAGACUUGCGGCCUGUUUAGCUAUGAAAAAAAUGGCGUCCUGUGGUGCCCAACUUGUCAAUCCGGAAAGGACGUUGUAAAGAUACGCAUCCCAUACGCUGCAAAGCUGAUGAUCCAGGAGCUCAUCUCUAUGGGUGUGCUUGUUCGUAUGCAGCUCGAAGAUUCUGUGUAA